GUUUAUAGUAAGGUGGGUAGUGUCAUUCGUGGUUUACCUUCCUGCCCGGAUAGGUCUCGUAAACUGAAGUCUGGCCCUGUCUGUACCUCCCUAUACCAGUAACCCCUUAUCGCUAAACAAGAUGCCUUCCCACGACGUGCAUAUUAUUGUCAUAGGCGCUGGUAUCACCGGCCUCUUGACUUGCCAGGCGCUGAAGAAAGCCGGCAUCAAGUACUCCAUCUUCGAGAGGGAGAAGGCCAUGAACUACCGCAGCAAUGAGUGGACCAUGGCAAUCCACUGGGCUCUCCCUCUGCUCCAGCAGAUUCUCCCGGAGGCGGUGUUCGCCAAGAUGGGCGCCAUUGCUUGCAACCCGACGGUCGGCAUCCACUCGGACCUCUAUCCCAUCAUCAACGGCGAGACGGGCGAGCUCAUCACCGGUGUGCCCGGAGACGGGGUCAUUGCUACCUUCUCCGAUGGCAGCUUGGUGACAGGAACCAUGAUCCUCGGCACCGACGGCCCCAAGUCCAAAGUGCGCGAGUUUGCCAUGGGCAGUGCAGAGAAGGCGGCCGUGACCAAGUUCCCCAUCUUCCACACCAACAUGACGGUGUGCUACAACGAUGCCGACAAAGCACGCUUCGUCAGGGAGCAGUACCCCACGAGCUAUCUGGCCCUGAGUCAGCGGUCCUUCCACGCAUUUCAGUCGAUCUCGAGCAUGCCGGAUGGUCCUGACCACCCGGAGUCUUGGAUCUUUCACAUGGCCAUGGCCUGGCUUGGCGAGGUGGACAACUCGCUGGGCUACAAGGAACGCCUGGCGCUGAUCAAGGAGCGCGCCGCGGGCCUGGGCGAGCCGGCUCGCUCAGCUUUUAUGUGGCUGCCAGAGGACACCGAGGUUCACAAGGCCGACAUCAGCUACUGGGUCACGCAGCCGUGGGAUAACCGCAAGGGACGGCUUACGCUGGUAGGAGACGCUGCCCAUCCCAUGCCGCCCUACCGGGGUCAGGGACUCAACCACUGCAUCAACGACGUCUUCCACCUCUCGCAGGCGCUGAAGGCCGUCUUUGGUAGCGGCAACGGCGGAGUAACACUUGGCGAGGCAGUGAACAGCUACGAAAAGGAGAUGAUCCCUCGCGGCGCCGAAGAAGUCCGCUGCUCGGUGGAGAACGGGCUGAUGCUGCAUGACUGGGACAAGAUCCAGACGAGCCCCGUAUUCCAGCGCGGCUUCAAGCCCAUGGACGGCCACGGCAACGCUGCGGAUGCGGUUGCUGGGCCGGCGAGGGAGCUUGGCGAACACGCCAAAGUCCAGCUGCUGCGGGAUGCUCAGUCGGCGGCGCCCGGUCUGGCCGUGUCUUUGGCUUGAAAGACGUC
This is a messenger RNA of Chaetomium strumarium, 1344 nucleotides long. RefSeq names its product putative monooxygenase. The transcript has 6 exons. Lineage: Eukaryota; Fungi; Ascomycota; Sordariomycetes; Sordariales; Chaetomiaceae. Bases 122 to 1336 code for a protein of 404 amino acids. The record is from RefSeq and is a predicted model, not a curated record. Gene Ontology annotation, molecular function: FAD binding.